Molecule: messenger RNA, 2376 nt
Organism: Penaeus chinensis
Lineage: Eukaryota; Metazoa; Arthropoda; Malacostraca; Decapoda; Penaeidae
Product: serine proteinase stubble-like
Exons: 4
Coding region: 1-822 (273 amino acids)
Source: RefSeq, a predicted model, not a curated record
AUGGGUUCCGGUCUAUAUAACUGUGUCCACAAGCAGGACCUGCCGGAGGGGCUGAAGUACAAAGGAAUUUCUGAUCUCAAACACAAGUCAACUCUGACGCUGCUGGUGGCGAUCGCCCUCUGCGCCGUCGGGAAUGGGGGUGCCUUCGCCUUCUCCUUCGGGCGCCUCUUCCCCGCCUCCAGGAGUGGCAUCCGAGGGGCGCUCAUCAGAGGAUCCGGCGGCCAGAAGACGCCCUCGAACGUCCUGAAGGAGGCGGUGAAGGAGGCAUCUAGCGCGCAGAAGGUGACGACGAAGACGACGACGAUGAAGCCUCCUGUCGUCUCCGUGACCAAGAAGCCGUCUCUGCUUUCCUUCCUGCAGAAGCCCCUGGUCACGGCCGCCCCUCAGAAGCUGUCUCAACCCGUGACCAACUCUCCUAUCUUCUACAUCCGCCUGCCUCCGAAUCCCUACGUGUACGUCCCCGGCCUCGGCUACGUCUCCCCGAACAGCAACUCAUACAACUUCAUUCGUCCGGACGUCGAUUUCGUCAACAACGGCAAACCAUCGAGCAUCUACCACUUCAAACCUUCUUCCACCACGACUAUUCCUCCUACCACCACGACGACCACUACAACUACCACUACUCCAGCGCCCACUACGACCCCCGCGAAGACCGUACGACCUCUGCCUACCAAGAAACCGAGUCCAAUUACGUGGUUGUCUGGUCCCUGGUUCUUCAAUGGUCGUCCCUCGAACAUGUUUAUUUUCAACUCCCCCCACAACCCUGGCCACUUCGACAAGCUACACCAGACCUACAGCAAGCCAGGUGUCUACACUCAAUAGGUAGAUCCGACAGGUAGAUUCAAGGUAGAUGGAUAAAAAGGGGAAAAUGUAGGUAGAUUUGUAAUACCUGCAGAUAUUACGUUUUGAAAAGGACCUUUGGCAUUUCUUCCUCCGGUGAAAUUCUGUUCCUCGCGUGGAAUUUCUUUUAUGCAUAUAUACUCAAAGUGCGUUUAGUGUUUUAUUUAAGGGGUAGCUUAGGUAUACAGUCAGUUAAAUGGGGCAAAUUGCUUUAUUUCGUUAAUUUAUUUUUUGAACAUUUCCUGUUCAAAAUUCUGGGAUUAAUUUAGGUAUUUGCAGUUAUGCCACGGAAAAAAGUGUUUGCAACACAGGCUUUUGUGAUCUAAAUUGUCGUUAUAUAUAUUACAUAUACAUUAAGUACUAUAUAUACUCAUAUAUAGUAUACAACACACACGCACACACACACCCACAGUCACACACACACACACUCAACAGCUAUGAGCUAUGUUAUACAAAAGGCGAUAUCAUUCCCACAAAAAAUAUGUGUCACGGCGAUAUUCAAUAACAGCCUGUAAUAAGACUUAACCACAAAUCGUGUUGGCUACACUUGAGCUGCGGUGAUUUUGGCCAAACAGAAUAAUUGGCCGAGAAAAGUGAUUUCUAAGUCAGGAUUCGGAAGUGAUGACGUGAGUGUGCCAUGAUGCCUGUGACGUCACCAUCGUCCGAAUGUUUGGCAUGUGACGUCACAGCAUCGCCGGGGGUCCUGGUGGAAGCAAAGCGUCCGAACACAGUGAUGAAACACACACGCGAUUAAAACGAAAUCAAUAAUAAUGAUAAUAAAUAUGUUGAAUUUUUGUUUGGGUCUUUUGUAAGUGUUCUGAUUUGAAUAAGUAAAGUAAUACGUAUUGAUGCAAGGAACUGUGUGGACAUCACUUGUUUUCGGAUCAGUUUUAUUAAAGAAAAAAAUAUAUUAUUACUGUCUAACGUCCUAUAUUGUCAUUCGCAAUGUGUGGCAGGUUUGGAUAAGGAAAAAAAAAACCAGCUUUAUUUACUUCCAAUUAUUGUUCGUUUGCUUUUAUUUCCAUGGUUUCUUGUUUUCUAUAUAUUUAAAAAAAAAUCUACUGUCCAUUUCCUUGAGCUACAGUGUCAAUCUCUCCUUAAAAGUCAUCCAGCACAAUGGAAGAUUAUUAAAGGCAGAAAAAAAUGAUAGGCAAACAGGACAUUAGUUUUUUUUUUCAGUUAAUUUAUAUUAAUAAUUUUGUUAUUGUUGUUAUUGUCGUUUUUUUUUUUUUUUAAUUGGUGCAAUUUCUUAUAUAUUUUUUGCAAAAUGUUCACGUUUUGUAAAGGAAAAUGUUAAAUUAAGUAUCCUUACUUACCUGCCACAGCGACAGAUGAGAAUAUUAAUAUUUAUGAAAAAUGUGUCAGUAGUCUAUAGCCAUUUGUAUAUAUAUGUUGUGUUUUAUUGUUACAUGUAGUCCAUUAGCGCUUCGGAUAAGUGAAAAAAUUAUUUUGUUACAUAUCUAAAUGAUAUAUGUACUUUCUGCGGGAUCAGAUUUUGUUAUAGUGUUUUGCAAUAAAUAAAAAAUAAUUGAUGAA